Geodia barretti is the source of this 1005-nucleotide messenger RNA. The record is from the annotation of a GenBank genome assembly. NCBI's taxonomy places the organism in Eukaryota, Metazoa, Porifera, Demospongiae, Tetractinellida, Geodiidae.
UUGAGCGAGAGAUUGAAGAUUGAUAGGGUGCGGUUUGCGGAGGUGAAGGCAUCGGAGGCGACGACCUGGACGUUCGUGGAGGUGUAUGACGGGGAGGGAACGGUCGCGACUGCGGAGAUUACAUGCGGCGGGAAUACUGCGGAGGCGGUGCGGCUGACGUCGGAGCUCGUGGGACGCCUGAGGGGACGCGAGAUCGCUGAUGAGGGGGAUGUGGAAGGGAUGCUUGGGCUUGCGGUGUCGGAUAUGCAGGCGAAUAUGGCGCUGGCGACGGCGGUGAGCGGGCUGCGAACUGCUGUGAGCGACUUGCGGGCGCAGAGGCGGGGCAUAACGCUGACGGAGGAGCUUGGUGGGACGCCGCAGGAGAGCGUGCUGCUGUACGCGAAUAUCAACAGGCACUUGCUGACGCGGGACAGGUCGCCGGCGUCGUUCGGCAGGGCGGCAGAGCUGGCGGUGUCACGGGGGUUCGGGAUCGUGAAGUGCGCGCCGUUCGACGGGGUGGGGCCGCCUUCGACAAGGGGCGAGAUACUUGAUGUGGCGCGAGUGGGGAUCGAGCGUGUGGCUGCUGUGAGGGCGGCGGUGGGCGAUGAUGUUACGGUGCUGGUGGACUGCCACAGCAGGUUCGAGCGGCAUACUGCGCCGUUGGUGGCGGAGCAGCUUGCGAAGUCGAAUAUCGGGUGGUUCGAGGAGCCGGUGGAGCCGACGAAGGAUGCUGAGGGGCUGGCUGCGAUUGCGCGAGAGGUGUCGAUGAUAACCGCGGGCGGCGAGUCGGGGUAUGGGCGCGAGUUUCUUCAGGGCAAUUGUGGAAUGCGGCGCGCUGAAUGUGGUUAUGCCGGAUGUGAAGUAUUGCGGCGGGCUGGCGGAGGCAAGGGCUGCGGGAAUCGCGGCUAUGGAUGCGGGCGGCGAUGUGUCGCUGCACAGUCCGUCGGGGCCGGUGUCGCUGAUUGGGGGCGGGCAUGCGACGGCGGCGAUGCCGGGGGCGAUACAUCUGGAGCAUGCGGUGUAUGA